Messenger RNA from Drosophila sulfurigaster albostrigata, 921 nucleotides. RefSeq lists its product as uncharacterized. Lineage: Eukaryota; Metazoa; Arthropoda; Insecta; Diptera; Drosophilidae. The transcript has a single exon. The coding region runs from base 284 to 538 and encodes 84 amino acids. The record is from RefSeq and is a predicted model, not a curated record.
UGUUAUUAGCCGCUCGACUCUCAGCGCAAGUAGACAGGCAGUCGCUCCGUUAGCUCGUAGCAAGAAAGAGAGUGAUAGAGAGAGUUCCUGAGAGAGGGGGACAAUAUAGUGCGCGCGCCGAAAUUAUACUGCGAGAGAGUGAAGGAGAAACACAUUAAAGGAAAAUCAAAAGCCAAAGCAAAGCACGCGCGUCAUUUGGAAAAACGUGCUAAAGCCAACUACAUAAGUCGAGCAGACAGUUAUUAUAUAAAAUAAACCACGUAUUAUUAUUACCAUUAUUAUUAUGGCCCACACGAGUGAUUUAAAUAUAACCGUGGAUGUUGUGGUACCAACCGUGUUUGUCAUCGCAAUAUUCAUUAUCAAUGGCUUUGUGCUGCGAUUCAUUCUACGGAAGCGUCGCGAGUACCAAGAACUGGAGGCAGCGGCUGCUCCAUCAAUAGAGGAGCCCACAACGUCAGCCAAAGCAACUGCAUUGGUUUCAAAUGCUCCUAUUGUAGAGGCAAACGAUAGCACCUCCAUUGAAAUGGAGCGACUGUAGCGAAAAUGAGAAGCCCACACGAUAUACAUAUGUACAACAAAAUUAUCCUGUAAUUCUAGUUUAGCUACAUUUUUGUAGUUAUAAGAUACUCAAGACAUGUGGCUGCAUCGAACUUUUAUUGUAUUUAAACACAAACAGUAACCGACUAAAGUGCAAAGCAGCAGUAAAUUGUAUAAUAAAAAAAUCAACACCUAUACAGUCGCAUCUCGUAUGUGUGUGUUGCGUAUUUAUAAGCACGUGCAUUUAAUUACUAUUUUAAGUUUGUGUUGUAUCUUCCUUUUUUGUAUUGAACUGAACCGCAUAGUCUAUUUUUAACGCAAACUAUAUAUUUUGUAAUAAAUGUGCGAAAUUCAUUCAAAAAAUCAAUAAAAAUGAGUCUGGAA